Molecule: messenger RNA, 606 nt
Organism: Aspergillus tanneri
Lineage: Eukaryota; Fungi; Ascomycota; Eurotiomycetes; Eurotiales; Aspergillaceae
Product: alpha/beta hydrolase family protein
Exons: 2
Coding region: 1-606 (201 amino acids)
Molecular function (GO): hydrolase activity
Source: RefSeq, a predicted model, not a curated record
AUGCCUGUCAACGGUCAGUACACCACUCAUAAAGUCUCCAACCCAUCCCACGGUGAGACCGUAGCUGGAGUCCUCCUUCGCCCCAAGAAUGUUCCCAACCCGCCGGCCGACGAGGGCUAUGCUGCUUUUAUCUUUGACCCGCGUUCUGUGGGAGACAGGACCGGUCAACUUAGAAGACAGGAGAACCCUAAAACGAAGAACGAGGAUACUGUGGCAGGACUUAAUUAUCUUGAGUCACGGGGAGAUAUCGACAAAUCCAAGCUCUUCUUGGUGGGAGUCUGCCAGGGUGGACCGGAGUCACUAGACGUCGCGUCCUACGAUGACCGCGUUAUCGGGGCUGCAUUCGUCACUGGGUAUUUCCGUGAUCGCGAGACAGAUAUUUACAUUUGCGCUGGGUGUGUCUCUGCUGAGCCUGGAGCGGACAUUUCCACUAUGAAAAUGCCGACGGCGGAACAGGGUGAAGCUCUCUAUCAGGCACGGCUCAAGAGAGCAAGGAAGGCCAAGGCGCUCUACGAGCGUAUCGGAGAGGUUAUAUACCAGCCACUCGUGGAUCCCAACGCCGCAGAUCCCGAUAAAGGUCAUCUGCUGGACUCCCAGGACCUGUAG